Messenger RNA from Rhododendron vialii, 907 nucleotides. RefSeq lists its product as uncharacterized. Gene Ontology annotation, molecular function: methylmalonate-semialdehyde dehydrogenase (acylating, NAD+) activity; malonate-semialdehyde dehydrogenase (acetylating, [NAD(P)+]) activity. Gene Ontology annotation, cellular component: mitochondrion. The transcript is spliced from 2 exons. Bases 259 to 870 code for a protein of 203 amino acids. NCBI's taxonomy places the organism in Eukaryota, Viridiplantae, Streptophyta, Magnoliopsida, Ericales, Ericaceae. Gene Ontology annotation, biological process: thymine catabolic process; L-valine catabolic process. The record is from RefSeq and is a predicted model, not a curated record.
UCGAAUAUGGGGAAUCCCCUUUUUCAAGGGCAGCAAAGGAGGAGAGAGGUUUGGAUAGCUUGCAAUCUCCAGUGAGGUUGCAUCGACAAAGAAGGGUACUCAUUGAUCCUAUUCCAGCUAGUGCACAUCCACUAUUCUUUCUUAUUCUACCAGGUAAGUGUCGAUCCAUCUUCACCGGUGACCAUUUUCCUUCUUCAUCCCCUUCCAAUUUAUUGUCUAUUCUCUUUCUGAGUCAGUCUCUUGUUUGCAAGUUCAACAAUGGAUGAUGAUGGUGAAAAACUAUGUGACUUGCCACAAACCAUGGAAUUUACACAUGAAGAUUUCUCUGAACUGAAUGAUAUAAUAAAUCUCACCGCCACAAGUAACAUUGAAGAAAUAUCAGAGAUGUACAAAUCAUUCAACUCUACAACUGAUUUUGGUGGUGACAUAGAAAAUGAAAUGACCAAAGUGGACAAUGUCGAGUCUAAUGGGCUAAAAUCAUUGUUAACCGAGAAUUUUUCAACUCGAGAAGAGCUCCUUGAUAGGGUCCGUAAGGUGGGAUUAAUGGAAGGCUAUGUCACAACAAUCAGGAGAUCGAAACCAGGUCGUUAUGUUGAUAUUGGUUAUGAUAGAGGUGGGAAAUAUCGAGCUCGUGGCACUAGUGUUUCAUUGGAUGAAAGGAAAAAAAUAUCGGUGUCUCGCCUUAUAGGUUGUCUUUUCCAGAUAAAGGGAAAAAAGAAAGUUGGUGAGAGUUGGAAAGUGGAGAUUAAAAAUGCAUCUCAUAAUCAUGGAUUGUCAAGUGAUAUGUCCGGACAUACCUAUUGUCGUUGUUUUUCACAAGAAGAUAUGUUAAGCAUAAGACAAAUGAUGUUGGCCGGUAUACCACCUUGACAAGUUCUUUCUUCUUUGCGGCUGAGUGAUCCAAGUU